Messenger RNA from Theobroma umbraticum, 2324 nucleotides. Its product is annotated as FG-GAP repeat-containing protein. The record is from RefSeq and is a predicted model, not a curated record. Lineage: Eukaryota; Viridiplantae; Streptophyta; Magnoliopsida; Malvales; Malvaceae.
AUGAGGAAACGAGAUUUAGCGAUCCUUAUGCUCUCCGCCUUCGCCAUAUUCUUCUCUCUUCAGCACGAGGGAGAUUUCUCGUUUAGAGAAGCGUGGUUUCAUUUAUCCGAUGAACAUCCGAUCAAAUACGAAGCGGAGCGUCUCCCUCCACCUAUCGUCGCCGAUCUAAAUGGUGAUGGAAAGAAAGAAAUCCUCGUCGCCACUCGCGAUGCCAGAAUUGAGGUAUUGGAGCCACAUGCGCGGCGUGUGGAUGAGGGGUUCAGUGAAGCGCGUUUGCUGGCAGAAGUUUCCUUGUUGCCUGAUAAGAUCAGGGUUGCUUCCGGUAGACGUCCCGUGGCCAUGGCCACUGGUGUUAUAGACCGAACUUAUAAGGCCGGACAACCUCAGAAGCAGGUUCUUGUUGUUGUUACUUCAGGUUGGUCUGUCAUGUGUUUCGACCAUAAUCUCAAAAAGUUAUGGGAGAAUAAUUUGCAGGAAGAUUUUCCCCAUAAUGCACAUCAUAGGGAGAUAGCGAUUUCGAUAAGCAAUUACACCUUGAGGCAUGGGGAUUCAGGUUUAGUCAUUGUUGGUGGGAGGAUGGAAAUGCAGCCCCAUAUAUACCUAGAUCCUUUUGAAGAAAUUGGGAUGGCUGAACGAAAUGCUGAGCAGCAUAGAAGAAGUGCGAAUGAAAAGGAGGCUUCUGAGAACUCUGGAACUGUUAAUUUACGUCAUUUUGCUUUUUAUGCAUUCGAUGGACGAAAAGGUGGACUUCGGUGGUCUAGAAAGAAUGAGAAUGUUGAAGAACAUUCUUCAGAUCCAUCACAGCUAAUUCCACAACAUAACUACAAGCUCGAUGCGCAUGCUCUGAACAGUCGUCAUCCUGGUGAGUUUGAAUGCAGGGAAUUCAGAGAAUCAAUCCUUGGAGUUAUGCCACAUCAUUGGGAUAGGAGAGAAGAUACAUUGUUGAAGUUGUCACAUUUCAAGCGGCAUAAGAGGAAAACAUUGAAAAGAGUACCUGGAAAGUCGACAACCUAUCCUUUUCACAAGCCUGAGGAGCACCAUCCUCCAGGGAAGGAUGAAACAAAAAAAAUUUCAAACUUGAUUGGAAAAGCUGCGAAGUAUGCCAGUUCAGCAAAAUCUAAGAAGCCAAUGUCUUAUAUUCCAACCAUAACAAACUACACACAGCUCUGGUGGAUUCCUAAUGUUGUUGUGGCCCAUCAAAAGGAAGGGAUAGAAGCUGUUCAUUUGGCAUCUGGUCGAACCAUAUGCAAGCUUCAUCUUCAAGAAGGUGGCCUUCAUGCUGAUAUUAAUGGGGAUGGAGUCCUAGAUCAUGUACAGGCUGUUGGAGGAAAUGGGGCUGAGCAGACUGUUGUAAGUGGAUCAAUGGAUGUUCUGCGACCUUGUUGGGCUGUGGCAACCUCUGGAGUGCCUGUUCGAGAACAACUUUUUAAUGCUUCAAUAUGUCAUCAUUCCCCUUUCAAUUUAUUCCAACAUGGAGAGUUCUACAGAAAUUUUGGUCGAAGUACAGAUGUUGCCUCUUUAGAAGUGGCCACACCGAUUCUCAUUCCUAAAAGUGAUGGGCAUAGGCAUCGUAAGGGGAGUCAUGGUGAUGUUAUUUUCUUAACAAAUCGAGGAGAGGUAACUGCAUACUCUCCUGGCUUGCACGGGCAUGAUGCUGUUUGGCAAUGGCAGCUCUUGACAGAUGCUACAUGGUCAAAUCUUCCCUCUCCUUCAGGGAUGAUGGAAGGUGGUACAGUGGUUCCAACCCUGAAGUUGAUCUCAUUGCGAAUGCAUGACAAUCAGCAAAUGAUCCUUGCAGCAGGAGACCAAACAGGUGUAAUUAUUUCUCCCGGAGGUAGUAUAUUAACAUCAAUCGAUCUUCCUGCUCAACCCACCCACGCCCUGAUCUCUGAGGAUUUUUCAAACGACGGGCUCACCGACCUCAUUCUCGUGACCUCCAGUGGCGUGUACGGUUUUGUCCAGACCAGGCAGCCGGGUGCCCUCUUCUUCAGCACACUGGUUGGCUGCCUCUUACUUGUGAUGGGAGUAAUCUUUGUCACUCAACACCUGAACUCAAUAAAGGGAAAACCUCGUGCUUCAUCUGGCCCUCGGUGAAAAGCAGUCGUUAUAUGUCCAGAGGCAUGACAACCGUGUAGAUCAUAAGACAUGGAUGGAAAAGGAAAAAAAGGCUAUAAAAGUUCUAAUUCUCCGGGAAUAGGAAGAAGAGAUCAAAGAUUCAUGUAGACAUGGAUUUAGAGGGGCAAGCUCAUGUAACUAUUACAAGUUCGAGAAAAGUUUUAAUUUUGUUCUUAUUGAAAAUUUUAAUUAAUAUUAAUUUUAAUUAA